UGCCAAGCUUGUAUUCUCUUUCCACUACUAGUAUAAAUAGAGAAUCGACUAGGAUGCAGAGCAGAGCUGACCUGACCUGACAGUUUUCUCUAUCACUUUUUUAAGUUUUCUGGUGAAUUUGAAUGGAUUCUAGAAAUGGUUCAGUAUCAGAAACUCCAUUGGAUGCUGAAAUCGGAUCAUUUUUUGAUUCAGCUCCUCCUCUAAAAGACUGUGAUGGGAUUGCCAAGAAAUUGAAGGAUUUCAUUGAAUUCAAUUCUCCGCCACCAGGAAAAGGGAGUCCUGCGGGGGUUGUGUGUGUGACAUCUGGUGGCACCACAGUUCCGUUGGAGCAAUGUUGCGUGCGUUACAUUGAUAAUUUCAGUUCAGGCCAUAGAGGAGCUACAUCUACUGAAUAUUUUAUCAAGGCUGGAUAUGCUGUUAUAUUUUUAUAUAGGAGGGGAACCUUCCAGCCAUAUUGCCGAUCUCUUCCUGAGGAUUCAUUACUUGAAUGUUUUGAGUGUUCUGAUGACUCUGCUAUUCAAGUGCGUCAACCAUAUACGGAAGCAGUGAAGAGAGCCAUUAGUGAUCAUCAUGCUGCUGUGGCUGGAGGUCACCUGUUAAAAAUUCCAUUUACAACCAUAUUUGAGUAUCUUCAGAUAUUACGAAGCACAGCAAUGGCAAUGAGGGAUCUUGGAUCACAUGCUGUGUAUUAUCUUGCUGCUGCCGUGUCUGACUUUUAUGUUCCAUGGAAGAGCAUGGCAGAGCACAAGAUCCAGUCAGCAUCUGGCCCUCUGGACAUGCGACUGGUGCAGGUCCCAAAAAUGCUCUCAGCGCUGAAGAAAGCAUGGGCCCCCAUGGCCUUCUGCAUAUCAUUCAAGCUUGAGACAGAUUCGAAGAUUCUUUUGGAGAAAGCUGAAAUGGCUCUUAGAAAGUACAGGAUGCAUAUGGUUGUUGCAAAUGAACUUUCGACCCGCAAAGAGGAAGUAACAGUCGUCACUGGCAAUGAAAAGAUUCUUGUAUGCUGCGACAAGACUCGGUCUGAUUCUGAUGUGGAAGAACCGCUCAUCGAACUAAUUGUGGGCAGGCAUUCAGCUUAUGUUAAGGAUUCUGAUUUGUGACUUUUCAGGUAGGCAACAGAUACACAACACACGUUUCUCACUCGUUUUGAGGUUUUACAUGCUAAAAGACUUCACCAUGGUGGCAUUGU
This is a messenger RNA of Populus euphratica (Euphrates poplar), 1186 nucleotides long. RefSeq names its product phosphopantothenate--cysteine ligase 2-like. The record is from RefSeq and is a predicted model, not a curated record. Lineage: Eukaryota; Viridiplantae; Streptophyta; Magnoliopsida; Malpighiales; Salicaceae. The coding region runs from base 123 to 1097 and encodes 324 amino acids. The transcript is spliced from 10 exons.